AUGCCUCAGAACAUCUUUGUCAUCAUCGUCAUGAUCCCCGUGGCUGGUGUAUCCCUUGGGUGCAAGAAGCUGGCGAUGCGUCUUCUCCUCGCCUAUCCAGUAGGCCGUCUCCUGCUGGCCUCCGUUUGUUUGCUGGUAUUUUCAGAUUUCCGACACCACCCCCCCUCCUUCACCACCACCCCCUGUUGCCUCCCCCACCCCAACCCGGGCCAGACCUUCCUCUUCCCCUUCCCCUUCCCCUUCCCGGGACUCCUCCGUUCAUUGGCCAUGUGGGAACCUUCCCUCUAUCCUGGGGAGGGCUUAGCCAGCGCUGAGGGGGGUCUUUAUUGUUCUUGGUGUCUCCGUGCAGCAUGGGUCGGAGCCCUGGCUAUGGGGAUGAUCUUCUUGUGUUCCCCCAUCGUGAGCAUCUUCACAGACCGGAUGGGCUGCAGAAUCCCAGCGACGGCCGGGGCAGCUGUCGCCUUCAUCGGCCUCCUCGCCAGUUCCUUCACCAACUCCCUGGAGGCCCGCUUCUUCACCUACGGCAUCCUCUUUGGCUGUGGGAGUUCCUUUGCUUUCCAGCCUUCUCUCGUCAUCCUGGGCCACUACUUCCAGCGGCGCCUGGGCCUGGCCAACGGCGUGGUGGCCGCCGCCAGCAGCCUCUUCUCCAUGUCCUUCCCCUUCCUGAUGAAGGUCCUGGGGGAGAAGAUCCAGUUGGCACACACCCUACAGGUACUCAGCGUCUUCAUGCUGAUCCUCAUGCUCCUGUCACUCACCUACCGGCCUCUCCUGCCCACAACCCACAACCCCCGGGCCAAGCUGGGACGAAGCUUUCAGCAGCAGUGUCUGGGCCACUUGACCAGCUACUGCAACAUGAGGGUCUUCUAUCACAGGACCUAUCGCAUCUGGGCAUUUGGCAUUGCCACAGCAGCUCUGGGCUAUUUCAUCCCCUACGUGCACUUGAUGAAGUACGUGGACAAGCAGUUCACCGGAGAGAAGAUGAUCAAGGACACCUGGGUCCUCCUGGUGUGUAUCGGGGCCACCUCGGGCAUUGGACGCUUGUUGUCUGGCCGGAUCAGCGACUCCAUUCCUGGCUUAAAGAAGAUCUACCUACAGGUCAUCGCCUUUAUGCUCCUGGGCCUAAUGUGCAUGAUGAUUCCCCUGUGCAAAGGCUUUGGUGGCCUCAUCGUCGUCUGCCUCUUCCUUGGCCUAUGUGACGGCUUCUUCACCACCAUCAUGGCACCUGUUGCCUUCGAACUGGUCGGGCCCAUGCAGGCAUCUCAGGCCAUUGGCUACCUCCUAGGCAUGAUGGCACUGCCCAUGACCGCCGGGCCCCCCAUAGCAGGUCUCCUCCACAACUGUUUUGAGAACUACCACGUGGCCUUCUACUUUGCGGGCAUCCCCCCCAUCAUUGGAGGCAUAAUCCUCUUCUUUGUUCCACUGUUCCAUCGGAAAAUGCCCAAGAAACAGGAAAUGGACUCCAGCAAGGACAAGAUGCUGGCCUCAGACACCAUCAUGAACGGAGAGCUGCUGCCCGGGGCCCCUGCCACAGAGGCUCACAUCUAACACCCUGCCCCCAUCGCUGCCUCCCACCCCGGCCUCCACCCUCUGGCCUCCAGCACCUCUCCCUCAACCCAGCCGUGGGCACUUCCUACACCCUAUCUUGGGUGCUCUGCAUUCAUUAGCCAAGUUCUCCCCCAUUUAAUGCCUUGUACCUUUCCAGUGCCACGGCUUGGAAAGUCUCUCUCUAGGGUGGCUUUUCUCUUGCCUUUUGGACUUCCCCCCAGCAAUCUUCUGAUCUCUCAGUGAGGUCGAGGAGUCGUUAUAUCUUGGCCCCACGUUGGGCCACCAACUUCUGGUAGUGGUCACUCUGCUCCCAGGAGCCUUGGGGGGGAGAUCCAGGCCCCUGAGUGCUAACGAGUGAGUCACCCAUACUGCUAUCCAUCUGCCUUUGGGAAUCGUGGGAAGGAAGCAAAUUCAGAUGUCACCAAAUGCUCUAGUAUCCCCGACUUUGAAUGAUACCACGCAUCAAGCUAUUGGGAGGCCCUGACGACUGGUUCUCGCCACACCAGUACACCAGUGCACCAGUGCACCAGUGGGAGGGCUUGACUGGCUGGCUAUCCCCUCUCCCCUAGAGGCAGUUGCUUCUUCCUUCUCGUUUUCCUUCCUCUGCUUCUUCCCUCCCUCCCUUCUUCCUCUCCUCUGUUUCUUCUUGUAUAGGAUGCUGGGGCAGAGGAGCAAUCUGACCAACUAACAAGCAUCUAUUAAGUGCCAGGACCUGUGCUAGGUGCUAGCGGCUGUGCCCUUCCAAGUUCGGGGUGGACCAACCCAUCUCAUCCCAUCCCACCCCACCAGUGACAUAAAUGGCUGUGUGGGCCCGGGUCAGUCACAGCAGAGACUGAUCCCUUCUUUAGUUUUCCCCGCAUACAGAACAAGGCGGGUUGGACUCUCUGGUAUCUCUGAGGUUUUAAAUCCUUGAAUUCCACCAACCACGCUUUCUCGGGGUGGGGCAGGGACCGGUAGAGUUUCUCCCCUUUGACCGUUGAUCCUCAUGGGUCCUCCGGACACCAGGGUCGGAGUUAGCUGGGAAGAACAGGGGUGUCCUCCAAGAACCCUUUCUUCUCCCUCUCAUCUCAAGCUCAGCAAUCCUUGAGCUUCUUGGCCCCCCGUUGAUGGGUGACGGGUGCUCCCCCACCCGUUGCCACCCGAGUGCUUGCCAAGCGAAAGGAGCCUGGCUGUUAAGAACCUCUGAACAUUUGCCGGCAACAGAAUGAAUGUAGGCCUAGGCCUCUGCCAUCCUCGUUCAGAAACCUCCGGCCCAAUCAAUGUUUGGGGCAUCCCUCGCUCCAUCCCAAGGCUAGACGCGUUCCAUAAACAUGCAGCAGAGGGAAAGCCGUAGUGAAUUCAGGCCAUUGCCAAGGAGACAAUUGAAAUUCUCUGAUCUAAGCCGGCCUCGGAAACUUUGCCCCCUGUCCUCCCGCCUCCCUCCGGUAGUCACUCUAAGAAGCUCUGGGUACGUAACUCGUCUCUCACGGCCAAGCCCCAUUCCAGCUCCAUCCAAGCCUCCGGCCAUCUGUCAGCUAAUCUAGCCUUGGUCAAGGCCCUUCCCCACUCGAGGACUGAGCUUGCUCUUAGAAAGUGUCGUGAGGCCUGGCUAGGAACCUAUCUCUGGCUGUCAUACAGGUCAGUAUUAUGGGGAAAGGGCUACCGGCCCUGGGCCCGGGCCCAGCGCUGGACCCCAGGCCCCUGUAGAGAAUAUCUGGAACAUGGAGACGGAGGUGGCAGAUGGGAGGCUUUCGUUAGAUAGCCGAGAGCCGUCUUCAGUUAUCUGGGGGGAAACUCACUCACCUCCGUCCUGACCCCGCCGCCACGCUGGGGCUCUCUGGACCGCUCUGGUUAGGAGGUGGAAUGAGGGAGCUGGCACAUCCCCAGCAGCAAGGGGCGCCGAGGCAGGGGUCUGACCCCAGCUAAUGCAGGCACAAAAGUUGCCAGGAGCAGACAGCACUGGCCCAGGCCUCUCUCUGUGAAGCAGAUGCCAACUUCUUGCCCCUGCCCAGGCCCUGGGCGGCAGUCCUGCUGAAUACGGCCCCAAAAGCCCCUGGUCUGAGAACAAAGGGACCCAUCAGGGCCACUUGAAGACUUGCUCAUUAGGCUUGGAACGGCACCACUAGGGCUCCUUCCCAGCCUCUCUCCACUUGGGCAUGUGGCCUCUCUCUGUGUCCCCACCUUGGCUGUUGCUCUGGACCAUCAUUAGUGAGGCAGUGAAUGAGGGCCGCUGGGGCCUUUGAUCCCUCUGCCCUCUGGGGCCGUGGGGUCAGGGAAGGGCCCUGGAAGCCCCUCCAGAUCUCCUUCUGCACUCUGGCUCCUCUAAAACCAACCUAUUCAUCCAAACAUGGGAAAGAGACAAUCCCACACUGAGGUUGUUUUCCAAAACCAUGAAGUUUUACUUUACAAACUGGCAGCCGGGAGGGCCUUGGCCAGGACAAGGGUUGGCGCCUAACUUCUUCCCGGUCCAGGGCCCUCGGCCCCUUUGGCUAGGUACCCCCUCCCCCGCCCCUUUUCCGGCAGCAGCACAGUGUCAUGGAAAGAACACUGGAUUUGGAGGCCAAAAAACUGCCUCGGAAUCUCAGCUCUGUUGCUGAGUGAACAUUAGAGAAGCCCUUCCCUCCUCUAGGCCUCAGUUUCCUCACCUUUAAAAUGAGACCAUUGAAGUUAGAAGAUCUCUAAGGCCCCUUUCUAGCUCCAAAAUCCUAUCAUCUGUAGCAACUGAGGCACUCCAGGCCUAGGGCCUGUUACGCCUUACUGAACUAGAAGGGUGGGCAGGGGCCAGAUGAAUGAGCAAGUGUGGGGUUCUGCCCACCAAGAAGAUAGACUUCCAGACUCCUGUAAUGUCUAGGAACUUCCCCGGGAUGGCCGUUGGUAAUUUCAUAGCAGCCAUGAGAUCCCUCCUCCUCCUCCAAAGAGGGCUUUCCCUCUUGGGCUCUCAGCUGGCCCAACAGUGGCCCCGCUGACCGAUGGGGAACGGAGCCCUGGGUCAGUUCCUACUGCUUCAGGUGGUUCUGAGAAGUCUAACGUCCCCUUCUUGUCUGGAUGAAGGACGGGAGGCUCAGCCCCACUUCCCUGUGGCAGCCAAGGCCUUGGGGUAGAAGGUGCCCGGACGCCUCUCCCAAAUCUGCGUCUGUGCUUGGCCUGGGGCUUUGUGGAAAGUUGGCCACCGGAGCCUAACGUUCAUCUUCGUUCUAGUGAGUGGCCAGGCGGGGACUCGAGCAGGAGAACGGGUUGGAAGUCAUGGGGGGGGGGCAGCGGAGGGUUAGAGGAACUCCUGAAAUGGCCCCUUUGAGCCUUCUCCAGCAGAAAGUCGAAACAGACCUCCGCUGCCUGCGGCUCGGGGCCGUGGACAUUGAAAUCCUGGAGGAGUUUGGGACAAAUAAACAAAUCUGCAAACUUUGCCUUGGUAUGUGCACUGGCUCCCAGGGUGCAACAAACUUGACCCUGUGAACAGCAGGAAGUUUGGCUUUGGGACCAAGGAGGCCACAGUCUUGUUUGAAAUCCCCCAAUCUGUCGGGGUCCAUAUUCUCUGCCAGAGCGGAAAUUGGAAGUGGAGCCAUGCAGGGGACUGGGUUGGGCUGUUUUGGGUUAGAUUCUUUUUUCUCGGCUCAAAUGGAAAAUGUGGUGCCUUUCAAAAACGGGAACCCCUGGGGCAGCUCUCGUAGCCUCAUUCCUCCAGCCAGGUAGCAGCGGCCCGAGAGGCCCCGUGGCGGUGAGGAGCUCCCUCUCGUCCCUUGCCUAGUGGUGGAAGUGAUCUGUAGUGUGAGUGCUCCCGAAUCCUGGUGCCACCUCGAUUGAGCCUUAAGGCCCGGGGCUCUCAGUGGCCAUUACCGUGGAUGCCAUUACUGCACGGGGAGGAUCUCCGUGCGGCUACUACGUAUGGCAAAGCCGGGUUUCCCUUCAGUUCAGUUCAUUUUUGUAACUUUAACAUUCUCUCAUGAUUGCCAAAGCAUUUCUCUUCUCUUCUAACUCCCUCCCCACUCGAUGGAAGUUAUUAAGGAUCAAAUAAAUUGCCCCCUCCCCGAGGGGCCAGAGGAUACAGGGAGAGGAUGAGGUUGAGUUCUAAGGAAAGAUCUGCCCACCCUGGAAUUGGGGGGGCUUGGAGGGGAGUCACAUGGGGGAGGUAGGCUUACAACAACCCAUAAAUAUCAUGCCUUGUAUGUCACAGCCCAGGCUGGUGGACAGCAGACCUGGUUUCGAAUCCCACCUCUACUACUUCUUGGUUCUAGGACUGGGCAAGUCCUCUCCCAUCUGCAAGUGGCCCAGACGGUCACUGAGGUCUGUUUCCUUCCAUUGGACCAUCCUACAAAUAUUGCCCCCAAGUGAAAGAUGCCAAGCUGGGCAUCCGUCCCUUUGCCCUGUGGUAGAGGGAAUCCUGGAUGAGCUGGAGAGAUCACCCCUCCUGCUGCCCCCCCUCCCCCAGCCUCCACUCAGCACCAAAAAGGCAGAUGGAGAUUUAGCGAGGGUGGGGGAUGGAUGCCUCGUCUCCCUGCCACCUCUGCCUGGUGAGAAGAAAGCCAAGCCUUGGGAGGUUUUUCCCAAUUCGUUCUCCCCACAGGGUAAUGUGGUUUCUUGUCUGACCCCGGUGCCAGACUAAUCCUGCUCCCCUCCAACCCCCCCCCCAGCUCUCAUCCUUUGCUCCUAAGCUACCAGCCGAGGCCCAAGGGCUGCUCCCUGGCCUUCGCCCAAUCCAAGCGCUCACCCUUACCCCUACCUCGGCCCUCCACAAGCCCCGAGGCCUCCGCUUGUGUUUGAUCCCCCCGAAUCAUUAGAUUUCAAAGCUGGAGAAUCCCAUCGUUUUUAUGAGUGUUUUCUCUCCUCCUCCCUUUCAUCUCCGAGAAGGCGGCAGACUCACCUCCCGCACAUGGCAGCCUCGAGAGCCAGAAGAAAGGUGCCAGCACUUGAGGGGUUAAACAAUGCCUUGUGGUAGAGGCACGAUGUCUUAGAAGGUCUCUUUUGCCUGGUGGACACCUCCGGCAGGGGCACAGAUGCAGGCCCAGGACCGCUGUGGGCCAGGAGAUACGUUCCACAGCCUUCAGAAGCGAAGCUCGAGGGAGGCCCUGAGCCUGAGGCCUGAUUCUUCUGGGCCUCGGCUACUGUCUGCUUGUCCUGGCCCAGAGCAGGCCCAAGGUCACUUUCAAGCUUGCCUGCCCUAAAUCUUGUGCUCACCUCGAGCAGCCUCUGGAAUUACCCCCAGGCCUCACUGUUCCGCUGCCUUCGGGGUCCGGCCUAGUACAGUCUGGUCCGCUGUCUCCCAGAGGAAGUUGUCUUCUUGGGAGGCCCCGACGUUCCUCCGUGUCUGGUUCUCCCUCCGGCAGCUGUCUGCUCACCAGCAAAGCCUGGCAGGAAGAUUCCAGUGGCCCGAGCGUUCCCUCUUUGCCUCUCAUCCUACCUGAGGCUGUUGGGCUGGCCCCACUCAGAAGGCCACUCGGGCCCCAGCUUGGCUCCCUUAGAGCACCAGCCCUGCCUCCCAUCCCUCGAAGGCCCAGGGCGCAGCCUUCCCAGCAGCAGCCUUCCUAGGCCUUUGUCCUGGGCUGUCUCCACCUCUCGGGGCUCGCCGCCCUUCUCCACCCAUCAUACCUGGCCUGGCCUUCCCCUUGUGUAGUUGUGUAUCCAUAUGUAGCUCCUUCCUUCAGUUUGCUGAGCUUUUCUCCGAUGUUGUUGCAAAACCCAGCCGCUCCCACGUUGGGCCUCUUCCUCAGCCAAGAGCCACCCUUCAAAAGAUCCCGAGAUCAUUAUAUUCUGCACCUCUCAAGUAUUGUAUUAAAGAGUGACAAUCCUU
Gracilinanus agilis (Agile Gracile Mouse Opossum) is the source of this 7309-nucleotide messenger RNA. RefSeq names its product solute carrier family 16 member 2 (gene SLC16A2). Gene Ontology annotation, biological process: transmembrane transport. The transcript has 8 exons. Bases 1 to 1545 code for a protein of 514 amino acids. The record is from RefSeq and is a predicted model, not a curated record. Gene Ontology annotation, molecular function: thyroid hormone transmembrane transporter activity; monocarboxylic acid transmembrane transporter activity. Lineage: Eukaryota; Metazoa; Chordata; Mammalia; Didelphimorphia; Didelphidae.